AGUAGGCAUGCCAGAGGUGGCCUUGGUAGUGCAGAGGCGGUGGGCAGGAGAACCUCCUUGGCCUGCAGGCGAUACUUAACGCCGCCGCCCCGGUAGCGCUCAGCCCAGACGCGCUGCCAGCGUCCCGAAGCCCUCGUCGCGGCCGCCCUGGCACCGGCCUCCCCUUGUGGGCGGGGCCAUUGGUCGAUGGGCGGAGCUUUAUGUGACCCCGCCCCUCCCGUGGCUAACGGCAGCCUCCUGUGCCCUGCCCCCUUCCAGUUACCAUAGCGACGCCAGACGCGGCUGGGCCCGGGCCCUGCCUGCGGGCAGCGCCGGGCACGGAGGGCCGAAGGGUUCGGCCAGCGCCCGCUGCCGCUGCUGGAUCGUCACGGAGAGUGUUUUGACCUCCGCUGUUGCUCUGCCUGCCUGCGGGGGAUCAGCCUGUAGCUUUUAAAUCACAAUUCUGGAAUCAGAGCUGGGAUUUGGCUGUGCUGGGCAGGAUGAAGCCAGUGGGAGCUGUGCGUGUCGUUCCUGCUGGGCAAGUCUGCAAACAGAUGUUCCAGGCUCAGGCUCAGUUGGUAAGCUCUUUGGAGAAAGUGAGGAACAAAACUAAGGUUUCCAUAAGGAGUGAAAAGAUCACUUUGGAUAGAAAUGCAACAACUUCCACUGCUGCCAGGCAGCUACCAGGUGACAAGCAGAAGUGUGUGGAUCAGACACCUUGCAACAAGCCAAUGGAGAAGUCACUGUUGUGCAGAGAAGUCCCAGCAGUUCAGAAGGCUUGGGGAAGCCCAGCUAUGACUGAAGCUGAGGAAGUCAGAGGCCUGCCUGAUGUCGUUGCUUCUGAGACCCCAAGGAGUGGUAUUCUGGCAGCCCUGUCAGAGCGCCGGCAGCGCCGCCACGAUGAUGCCCUGGCCUCAAUGUACCAUGAGCUGGGUUGCAUUGCCAAGGAGAUGGAACUCCUUGUUUUGGAGCCUCAGCAGUCCCUUCUGGCCAAACUGAUGGAAUCUGAUAGAAAAGUGGAACUUCUGCUCCAGAAGGUUGAGGCUAACACUGCUCUGGGAAGCUUCUCCUUUGAAGAACUGGAGGAACUGUGGAACAGCAUCCAUCAGGAAUCCUUGAGCAGAAAGAAGUGGAUUAGGGAAAUGGAUGAAGCCCUAAAAAAGCUUGAAUGGAGUCGAACUGACAGAAUCACUGCUGUGCUGAGGAGCUACACUGGGAGACUGGAGGAGAUCUCCUACUUCUUGCCACCUGAUGUGCACAGGCUGAUCAAUCAGGAGGCCAUGUUGAUUAACAGAGCACUGUUGGCUAAUCAGAGGGCAAUGGCUCAGCUGCUCUUUAAGCUGCUGAAAUCAGAGCUGAAGUGGAAAUUAUCCCAUCAGCUGAAAUGGCAGGAUGCAGUCAAGGCCUGGAGGCUGAUCCAGAGGAACUCCAUAGUUCACAGUUUCAGAGAAUUUAUGGCCAAGGAAGAAAUUCAGAGGCCUCCAAGUGUGAAAAGAGAAAUGGAAAACAUGAUAAUGGAUCAGAUUUUACUUCAGGACAGGAGAUUGGAGUUCUUGCAGCGCUUUGGCAGGGAUUUGUUGCCUCCAGCACACUCCAAAGCUGAGCUGAGUGAGUGGCACAGGUCUCUGGAGGAUUUCAAUGAUAGGAUUGAUGCCCACAACAUGCAGUGUCUGAAGAAGAUGCACAUCCACUAUCAGCUGGUCCAGCAGAGAUGUCUGGCAGAAGUGGAGCACUGCAAGGGUAACCUGCUGAAGCAGAAUGUUUGCACAGACCAAGAGGCUGAGGAAAUUGUCAGUUCUGAGUUCCUUCAGUUGACUGAGAAGCUGCAGAGGAAGUUUGAAGCAGAGCUGCAGCACUUGGCUAGUGACUUUCAGGAGCUGGCUGAGGAGAACAAGCAGAAUUGCAGAGCCUUGUACAGCUCUGCUGAGGAGGUCCUGGGUCUCUGGGAUGUCCAUCAGCUCCGAGUGUCCCAGCAGCAAGCUGAACUUCAGAAGAGAUUGGAUGAAUGCAGCUUGAGGCAAGACAGAUUGCUGCAGAUGAAGGAAGUCAAUCUGGAUGUGAUUAUGGACCAGAUGAGAACAGCAAGCUCUGAAGAGAAGCUGAAUCAGUAUUUGGAGCAGGCCCUUUCCUCUUUAGAUGACCUUCAAGCCAGAUAUGAGACAUUCAAGCAAGAUCUGAUGGAUGAAUUCAUGACUUACCCAGAAGCUGUUUUGCAGGAGCUGAUUUCUUACAGCACAUCUCUCAGCCAAUAUUUUGGUGUCAAGGAAGUCUUCAAACAGGACUUGCAAGGAGAGACAGGCUCAAACUCCACAGCUCCAGAUCAAGCAGGUGGGGCUUCAGGAGCUGAACAUCUACAGGAGCAACAAGCUGAGAGCAUCAUGCAAGGAGAGGAAAAGGUGGAUGGGUGUCAAGGAGAAAAAGAAGAGCCAAAGCUAGCUGAUAAUGAGGAGACCCUUGCACAGGGAACUGGAGGAAGAGAGAAAGAAGAAGAUGGGCAAAGCAUUCCUCAUGAGAGGGAAGAAACUGAGCCUGCAGGGCAGGGGGCUGUGCUCAGCAGCAGUGAGGCAGGAAGCUCUGGAACUGCCUUUGAGACCUUUUCCACUUCCAGUGGGAACUCUUACACAGUUCUUCAAGUCGAAGAGGCAGGAAGGACUGACACCCCAGGGACUUCUCUUACCAAAUGUGGGGAAGAAUCACUUCCUGUGCACCUGAAACAUGUACUGAUCAGAGAACCUGUGCUUGCAGAGCUGAGGAGGAGGCUUCGCCUCUCCUGCUUUGAACACUUGGAGCAGUGGUUUGCAGAGUCCUUGUCCAACUGCCAUGGCUUUGUAGCUGCCAAGAAAGAGGAGCUGAGCUCAGAUCUUGAGCUGCGUCUUCGAGCCCAUCAGGAGAUGAAGGAGCAGAUAGAGACAAAGAUCUACAAUCUUAGAGCUGCUGAGCUGUUGCUGCACAAAAAGCAGCUGGAGUGCCACUGUGCAGAGGUGGGGGAAGCUCUCCAGAAGGAGAAAGAAGACUUUCUGCUGUUCUGUGAUCAGCAAAAGAACUUCAGCAAGCUCCUGGAGGCGAGGAUGCAGGACAUAGAGUCUGUCUUCUGCAGUGCUCCUAUGAAUGAGAAGUUGGUUUCCUUCAAGGCCAAUGUGCACUCUGAGCUGCAGAUCCUCCUGAAGGUCAUCCACGUCUCCAUCAGGAGCUACCGCAGCUACCUGGAGGAAGCUUUAGGAAACAUAAGGGAUUCAAAUGUGGAUUUCCUCAAAGCCUGCAGGUUAUUUUCAGAGGGAGGAACCUUUUCUCCUGAGGAGGUGGAAUUGUUCAGCAAGCAUCUUCAGGAGCAAAGCAAACACAUUGACUCGUUUGAGAGCUUAACCAAGGCAGAACUGGACCAAGUGGAAUCAAAAUGCUUGGAGGAGGCUACUGAAGUGAUCAACCAGACUGAUAUAAAGUUUCACUACAUCUUUAUGGACCGAGAAUUCAUGGAGAGUGUCCAAAGGUUUCUGAGGCAUCUACGAGUGCAAAUCAAGUCAGAGGUGGCAAAUUCCAAUCUGCAGGCACAGACACUGAACUCUUACCUGGAGAAGCUCCAGCAGAAGACAGAUGCUUGUGCUCAUCCUGCUGCAGAUAAAGAAGCUUUGACCUCUGAAGAGCUGUAUGAAUUCAUCAAGGAAGUAUUGGCAGAAGUGAAAAAGAGGAGCCUGUACCUUGACUGUCUGCUAGGAAAAGCAACAAGCCUGCAUGUUAGUGAAGACUUUGCCCCUCCUACAACAGAUGCUGGACAAGGUCCAGUUGCUCCUGCAGAGCACCUCGGGGGUGAGAAGAAAAUGCUGCUGAUGGGGCUGGACCCUGAGCAACAUCCUUUGUUAAUGCCAAGCAGAAUGGGCAAGCCUGCACUUGAUGAUUUAGCUCUGGGUGUUAUCCAGAACUUACUGGAGAUUCAGCCAUCCCAAAAACACUCAGGCCUCAAUCAGAUGAGAAGUCAUCGGUCACGGUCAGCAGUUCUCUCCUCAAGGAAGCAUUUUCCCUCACGUGUGCACAGUGAAGCUCCUCAGAACGUUGCUGCUUCUGGCUCUGCAGCUCCAAGCAGCAAGAAGUCAGCUAAGACAAAGAUGCCAAAAGGAAGGAAGCAGAAGCACUCCAAACCAGUUCCCAGAGACAGGAGAUUCCAGCUGUUUGGAGAGAAGCCUCCAGAAUCUGAUACAUUUAAGGGAAUUGUUUCUGAAUUAUUCUCUGGAAGGGCCAAUGACAGCCUCUUGUGCCUGGCUGAGAAGUUCUACCAAGAGCAGAAGCCUCAAAGCACAAUACUUGAAGACCUGCCAGAGACAUUUGAGCACUGUGCAGAUGUAUUUGAACAGAAUCUGCUGUCCUACCAAAGCCAGGCAGAAGAGUACCACAGCUCCUGCCUGAGAGAAUUCCAGGAUCUGAAGCUGUUUGAGCAGGAGCUCUCUCAUGUCUCCAAGUUGGCAGUUGACACUCUGCUGAAAGAACACAAGCAGAAGCUCAGCUCUUCCACUGCUCAGAUCCAACACACAUUCAUCACUGAAGCCAUUUCUGAUGUUGGUUCCUUCAAGGCUGUGCACAAGAAUCAGUUACAUCCUCUGGGACACCCAGACAACUUCACUCAGCUGGAAGCUUUGUGCCAAAGAGAAACAAAAUGGCAGAAGAGGAACAAGCUGGAUGGGAUUUGUCUCCACACACAGAAGCUGCAGGUGACUGGUGCUGAGUGUGCACAGGAGUUUUUUGCUUCAUUAGCUGCCUCACUAAAAGCUGCUCCUGAAUUGGAUGAAACUAUCACUAUUGAUGAUGUGCAAGUAGCAAGUAAGGAAGUGCCCAGAGAGCAGACAUCGACUCUGCUGUCGGCCUGCAAGCGGGCUGGGCUGCCUCUGGUAGCCUGUGAAGUUCAACAGCUCAUUGAACGUGGGAGCAGGACUUGGCCAGGAAUACCCAAGACUACUCUUACAGACCAUUCAGACCACAUCCUCUGCAGAGAAACUCCACCAGUUACAACUGCUAAGACUACACUGGGCCAUGCAGCAGCAGUAGAAGCAAGAGAUGCUGCCUAUGAGGGUUGGAAAUGUAAAAUUGAGACGCAGCUUGCCCUGAUCGGGGAGGAAAGCAGAGCUCAGCUGCUGAGUGCUCAGCGCUGGCAGGGCUGGUGGGAAAGGACCAUCCAGAAGAUCAAGCAACUCUAUAACCUGAGAGCAGUCACAUCCUGCUCCUCCUUGCUGUGAACUGAUGAGUUUGGCUCCUCUUAGUGAGUAUCUCCACUUAGUCCUGAGAAUUUCCUCCUCUGCUUCUCCUCCUGUUGCACUGAAGGAAUGCAGUGCAAAAGGAUCUAUUUUCUGCCUCUUGAAAUAAACCAAAG
This is a messenger RNA of Pogoniulus pusillus (Red-fronted tinkerbird), 5335 nucleotides long. RefSeq names its product coiled-coil domain containing 180 (gene CCDC180). NCBI's taxonomy places the organism in Eukaryota, Metazoa, Chordata, Aves, Piciformes, Lybiidae. The record is from RefSeq and is a predicted model, not a curated record.